AUGGCGGACACCAAGCUGGAGGCUUACGGAAACAUUGUCGCCUUCGAAGGCCAUCCUGACGUUGUGUCAACUCAACUCAGGUUGCUGCCAACCUCGCCUCAAAUCCUCAUUCUUCCAGCGGUUCAGUGCUACAUUGCCAGUGACGAUUCAGACAAGGCCUUCGAGGUACGGGCUUAUAUUCGAAAGGUCCAUGACGCUCUCAUCACUCGCCAAGAAGCUGCGCGCAGCUUCCUGCAUGGCGCGACAACAUCGAACAAGCGGUUGGCGUUUCUCAAUGGUGGUUCACCGAGUGCCCAUGCGCUCUGUAUUAAGGCCAUCAUGAAGCACGAGACAGGCGGAGACCGGGUUGAGGCAGAAGCUGUUUACGCCCAGCUGGCGAAAGGUGGCCUGGCUGGUCUCGAGGCUAAGAGCCAGAUACACAGUCGGGCAGGCUCUGUCGGCGGCGAGUCAAUGUUCAACGAAGAGCUCCAUGAUCCCAUAACACGGGCCAUGAGAGCUGCUGAUGCUUUGGACCGUGACACAGCUAAUCUUCAACCAUCUGACAUGCUCGAGCUUACCAUGACAACUCGACCACGCAGCCUAAGUUUGCCACUGUAUGGCUACUCGGAUGGCUUUGGUGACGCAGCUCCUUUUUUCCUCUUUGGCGCGCACGUUGAAGAUGAGGUCGAUGUGGAGGAUAACUCCCCUCUAGCCCCAGGGGCGCCGACGUUUGCUGUCGUGGACUACAACCAGCCGGCGAAACGGCCAGUCUCGGUAGAACUCGCACCUGCAUCGCCGAGUGGUGCUGGUAAAUCCAAAGUGCAGUCGAACCUUGGAGUACACCAUGAAACAAUAAUGCUCUCCCCGACAGCCCCGACUUUCAAUGCCCGCACACGCGAUACCGUCACCAGCGGAGAAUCUACCACAUCCGACAUGCGCACAUCAGUUUCGAGCUCCAAGGGAACACUACAAAGAGUCAGAUCGUUGGAUAGAAUCUAUCCGAUCAGUGCCAAGUUGAGAGAUCUCUGCAUCACAGGAGCUUCGCAAGAGAUGGGAGAAGGGUCUAGUGUUUUCCCCCGUUCACGCUCUUUCAUGGUUGUUGGCGAAGAGAGACCUCCAGCUAUCCGGAGGUUGAGUUACAUUGACAGGCGAACGGCCUUAUCCAAAGGUCGUCGCCCAACAGUCAAAGUCGAACAAACUUCUCUCGAUAAAAAAACGACACAAGGUCCAAAUUCUGGCGGAGCGUCUCAGCUUCACUUAGGAGCAGACAUUGCUACCACUCCAGAUGUUCCAUUUCAGCCAAUACUACCUUGGGUAGAAAACCUAGUGGUUCAUUUCAGGGAUGAGACACCAAAUUUACUUCUCUCUUCAGUUAUCAAAUCGUUCAAGGCCGGCAACUAUCCUAUACUUUCGUCUCCGACUUCGGCGUCUGUGUACUCUGGAAAUGUGUCCACCCCAACAACUCUUCUUCAUCAGCCAACUACAUUUGAUGAAAGGGCUCAUGAAAGAUUCCACGAUAUCUCUGGAUUAGGUAUAGUAAAUGACGAUUUCGUUUUCAACACUCGGCUUCAACCGCGGCCUGCGAGAGAACGGACCGUCCCGUCCGUGAAUGUUAUUCGCCCCCCAACACCAGCACAGACGCCACCUCCUUGCACAGGAAUGGAGGCCAAGUUUCACGAAUUCGAUAUUGUUUCAGGACAGACUGCCGUCGCUAUCCAGAACUCUCUUAGAUCAGUCCUAAGCCUAUACUUUCCUCCAGAAGCUGAGGGCUAUCGCCAAUUCCAAUUCUCCCUCCUUCCUGAAUUCGACGGUUUAUGGAAGCCUGUAUUCCGAGAAACCGAGCCCAAGGGCUCUCCGAGAGGAACUAACCGAAGAGUCGAUCACAUUCUGGCAAUAGGGUCCCAGCAAGGUGUGGACAAAGUAUACUCGUCAGGAAUCAUUAAGCAACUGGAGACGAUUGGGACGAAAUCAAGCGAUCGCCAGGGUCGCAGCGGGCGGGUAGAUUUCCGAUACUUACUCGCCAAUGCCAUGCAAGCAUUCACUGCCCUUCCCCUGACGAACCAAACAUCCGAUAACCCUUUCGCCAAUUCCUACCUUCUGGCGACACUACUUAUUCCCCAUCUCGAAACAUACUUGGCACUCCACUCGGAAAUUCGCUAUCUUCUGCUAGAGUAUCCUCCUGAGCACCUAGCCACCGUACUGGCAUUGCAAAAGUUGAUAGGCGUGGACCUUAUCAAGGUGGCCCAAAUUGUUGACCCUAACAACAAAGACUGUUUGCCUUUUACCCAGAUUGGGGGUCCUACCGUCAGGGCCAAGAUCAAUACCAAAACACCCAAUUUGUCGCCACAGUCGUCAAGCUCGGAUAUCACGGUCUCCAACGCAAACUUCCUACUUACAUGCACGGCCACUUCCAAAGAUAUAGCGAAAUUCGUUUCUGCUGUCUGGAAUAUUCAGAUCGAAACUUGUGACCCUGAGCCUUCACCUAAAAGGAAGAGUUUACCUGGUAAAAAGCCGAGGCCGGCACCGCUUAAUGUCCUGCUCACCAAGUUUCCUCGAUCGUCAUUGUCGACUCGUAGUGGGCCGUCGCCUACUUCGGCUGAAGCCACUUCUAGUCCUGAAUCGCUGACGCUGUCCUCUCGACGCCAGUCGUUUACGGAUAAUAUCAAGACACCCAAGUCAGAGACCAUCUACAGUCGAGCCUUCUCCCGGCGACGACUCUUCCGCAGCGACUCGGCAUCGAUGACUACCUUUGAUCACAGUAGUGACGACAGUGAAUUGGAUCUAGAAGAGCGGAGGCUCAUGCCCAUGUUCAUGAAAACCAUCGAGCCUAAGGGUAAUACCCGCAAAGCUCUCAAAUUCUUGGGGUUGGCAUAA
This is a messenger RNA of Trichoderma harzianum CBS 226.95, 2853 nucleotides long. RefSeq lists its product as hypothetical. The transcript is spliced from 2 exons. NCBI's taxonomy places the organism in Eukaryota, Fungi, Ascomycota, Sordariomycetes, Hypocreales, Hypocreaceae. The record is from RefSeq and is a predicted model, not a curated record. The coding region runs from base 1 to 2853 and encodes 950 amino acids.